Alexandromys fortis (reed vole) is the source of this 3106-nucleotide messenger RNA. It is a transcript of the gene Marveld3, whose product is annotated as MARVEL domain containing 3. The record is from RefSeq and is a predicted model, not a curated record. Gene Ontology annotation, cellular component: membrane. NCBI's taxonomy places the organism in Eukaryota, Metazoa, Chordata, Mammalia, Rodentia, Cricetidae. Bases 103 to 1233 code for a protein of 376 amino acids. The transcript has 3 exons.
GAGCUGCCGCCGCCCCGUCCUGAAGCCCUGAGCACCUGCCUGGAAAACUUGUGGUUGGUUGUUGCCCUCGGGUCGUUUCCGGGCGGGGACAGGAACCGGGCCAUGGAAGAUCCUUUGGGGACUCGCGAGCCCCGGGCCCGUCCAAGAGAGCGAGACCCAGACCGGCGCCCGCACCCGGACCGAGACCGCCACGUCGAGCGGCCGCGGGACAGAGUCGGGGACAGACACAGGGAGAGGAACGGUGACGUGAGAGGAAACGGGGACCGUCGAGCGGGCAGGGAAAGGAGGACGGACCGAGACCCGCGCCAGGAUGGACACAGGGACGCGGGCCAUCGUGCAGCUGAACAAAGAGCCUGGGACAGGCCCCGCCAAAGCCGUGCGCGGCCCGAGCCCUGGGUGCCCAGCUGGGACACAGCCCCGACCCCCAGGCCCGCGCCCUGGGGGGACUCGGAGCUGCCGCGGAAGCAGGGCCUCGGGCGCCGCGGGUUGGACAGUGAACUUGCUUCGGAGAGAUAUGUGUCCCUGCACUCCCAGCCUGAACGACAGGAAGAGGAAUAUUACAAGUCUGAAGCCGAGGGGCUCCUGGAAUGCCACCAGUGCAAAUACUUGUGCUCAGGGAGAGCCUGCUGCCAGAUGCUGGAGGUUCUGCUCAACUUGUUGAUCUUGGCCUGCAGCUCUGUCUCUUACAACUCCACAGGGGGCUACACAGGCAUCACCAGCCUGGGCGGGAUUUACUACUACCAGUACGGAGGGGCUUAUAGUGGCUUCAGUGGUGCUGACGGGGAGAAAGCCCAGCAGCUGGAUGUGCAAUUCUAUCAGCUCAAGCUGCCCACAGUUACUGCAGCAAUGGCCUACAGCGGAGCCCUCAUGACCUUCUCCUGUCUCCUCAUCCUCGGGGGUAUCCUGCGGGUCCCAUGGCACUGUCCGCCGUGGCUGGUGAUCGAGGGCUUGAUGGAUGUGCUCAUCGCUGGGGCGUACAUCCCGGCCUCGUACUUCUUCUUCCAGCACCUCUCAGCUGCCUACAGCUCAGAUGUGUGUAAGGAGAGGGAGGCCCUGUACCAGAGCAAAGGUUACAGUGGCUUCGGCUGUGGUAUGCACGGGGGAGACAUAGGAGCAGGAGUCUUUGCCGCCAUGGGCAUUGUGGUCUUUGCCGUGGGAGCUGUCCUGGCCUUUAAGGGUUACCGUAAAGUCAAGAAGCUGAAGGAGAAGCCCGCAGAAAUGCUUGAGUUUUAGACUUCUAGAAUGUUCUGCCGAGUAUACAUGAUAGCAGGCACUUUCAACCAUGAUCUUUCACAAGAAUUCUUCUUUCAUGUGGAUCUCACUAAUGACCCAGAAUACCAAGCCAGUGUGGGUAUGCUGGUUUGAGCUCCUGGUUGACUGGAGAAGUGUUUCUCUGGUUUCUGGAAUCUUCUGUGGAUGUGGACCUAACCAAAAAUAUAUCAAAAUCCAAAACACUAGAGCCAGACAUGGUGGUACAGGUCUGUAAUCUUAUAAUCCUAGCACUUUUAAGUUGGAGGCAGCAGACUCAAGAGUUCAAGGCUAGCCUGGGCUAAAUAGCAAGACCCUGUCUCCAAGCCAGAUAAAGAAGGAGCUGGAUAAAAAAAAAAACAAACAAACAAAAAACAGUCAACCAGUGGUGGUACGCACCUUUAAUCCCAGCACUCAGGAGGCAAAGGCAGGUGGAUCUCUGAGUUCGAGGCCAGCCUGGUCUACAAGAGCUAAUUCCAGGACAGAUUCAAAACUACAGAGAACCCCUGUCUCAAAAAAAGAAAAAGAAAAAAACAAAAAAAAAACAAAGAAGAAGCUGGUAAAGGCCAGGACCCACAGCAGGAAGGCGAGGGGCACUUCACAUCAGGGUAGGGACAAUUACAUUGGAAGCUUCUCCUUAGAGCUCACAAAAAGUUCAUCGACAGGGGAUAGCCCCGCCUGAAUUGUGUGUUCUAAACUUGGAUCUCUUCAGUUGGUGCCCCGGGCAUCUCCACACUGAGUAUCUGGUCCCUGCAUUUCUUCAACUCUGUGGAUUCUGGGGGACACUCCCAGAAAAACUUCAGGGUGAGGGCAUCGCUUAAGGAAAAGAGAAUCAGAUUAAAUUCACUGAGCUGCAAAGAAACCAUUCUACAGGCCCCUUACCGCAGCCCUGAGUUCUCAAUACGCAUUUGUACCCUCUUGUAAAUGUGCCAUUGUAUGAAGAACUUAGCCCCGCAGCUGCUAAGUUUCUUUGGGACCUGCCCAGAAGAAAAGAAUGUAAAGUCUUUUUCCCUACAGAGGAGUGUUACUUUUGGCCAGAUAACUUCAUGGACUGGACUCUGAAUUCCAGCGUGGGCCAUUUCAGUGUAUUAUGUUGCAAGCAAAUCUGUUCUAUGCUUGAUGGGAAUCCAAGCAUUUCAAAGGAAAAAAUUAAUUUGGAGGCAGCGGUUUUCUUUAUGUCCACUAUCCAUUAUUUACUUAAAUGCCAUUGAUUGAUUUCGAACACUUUGGGCUUAGGGGCAGAAUUGGGCACACCUCUGUCACCUAUGGUUAGAAGUCCCCUUGAAUACUGUGAGAGAUUCUGCUCAAAGAAAAGGGGAGCUUUUAAUUUUAUUUUUUUUGUUCUGUAGAUACCUUGACUUCACAUAUUGUUUUAUUUUCACAAAAUAAAAAGAUCAAACCAACUUGCUCGCCUUGGAUUUUUUCCCCCUCAGAACAGUUAGGGACAGCGCAAAGGCAGAAGUAGACAGAGAAUUAAGCGGAGUGUUACAUGGUCAACUGCAAAGUCAGCCUUGCUCAGAAAGAUGCUGUUUACAGUAAAGAUCUGGGGACUUCAGAGUCUCUGCUUCCACAGACCUCUGCCAUCUCUCUGGAGACCCAAACCAUCCCAACUGGGAGAUAAAUUGCAACGCCUGACUUUCUUUCCUUUUUCUCUAAUGUAUCUUUCUGCAUCAGCAGUGUGUUUAAAGAUACUUGUGACUGUCUGGUAGGUAGUUUAGCUAGCAGGUUGGGCUGGUUGGUGCUGGGAGUCAUCCCUGCAGUGGUAGUCAUGUAACAGAUCCUGUCGUCACGGCACCUAGAAGACACGGGAGACAAGAUUUCUACCACUUCAGCCAAGAGAUGCGUGCCGUGGGUACCA